This is a messenger RNA of Olea europaea var. sylvestris, 849 nucleotides long. RefSeq lists its product as uncharacterized. NCBI's taxonomy places the organism in Eukaryota, Viridiplantae, Streptophyta, Magnoliopsida, Lamiales, Oleaceae. Gene Ontology annotation, molecular function: zinc ion binding; nucleic acid binding. The transcript has 2 exons. The record is from RefSeq and is a predicted model, not a curated record. The coding region runs from base 1 to 849 and encodes 282 amino acids.
AUGAGUAGCAUUGAAGAUGUAAAUGCCAUGACUUGGGAGAGAUUUAAAGAGUUAUUGCGUAAUAAAUAUUUUGCAGCCUCAGUUCAAGCCAUGAAGAUGAAUGAAUUUAUACAGCUAAGACAAGGAGAGAUGAUAGUAGGAGAGUAUAUUCGUAAGUUUGAACAACUAUUUUGGUUUGCUACCCACAUGGUUAAUACUGGUACACUAAAGGAAGAAAGAUUUCUUGAGGGGCUAAGACCAGAACUAUAUAGAGCUAUAAGCAUGGCAAAAAUCCAAGAUGUUUUAUAUUCUCAAAUUGCGGAGAGAGCAUUAGUUGCAGAACAAGCCGAACAAAGAAUUAGUCGUGGUCAAGAGCCUCGACGACAAUUCAGGCUAGAUCCAGGAAAAGUCUUAUCAGCACAACCAUCUUGCGCCAGAUGUGGUGGACAUCAUACUGGAGCAUGUUAUGUUUGUGGAAAGGUAGGACAUCUUGCUAGAGCAUGUCCAGGUAGUCCAAAUCCUAUGGAGCAGAAAAAGGUACCAACCAUGGUGUUUACUAUCACAAGAUCAGAUGUCGAGGCAAAACCAUUAGUUGUAAUAGGUAAAUUCUCUAUUUUUGGCAUCCCAGCACUUGUACUAUUUGAUUUUGGAGCUAUGCAUUCAUUUAGGUCUACUGAAUAUGUGAGGAGGUUGGGUAGGACACCUGAUAUACAAGAGGUCAGUUAUAGUGUAACUAUUCCAUCUGGAGAUGUACAACUAACCAAUCUGAUUGUAAGAGCAUGUGUGAUCCUUAUAGAAAAUCGAGAGCUCUGUGCGGAUUUAAUUGUGUUGGAUAUGAGAGAUUAUGAUAUAAUUUUGGGUAUGGAUUAG